AUGUUUCUAGUCCAUCGCGAGGAAGAAUGGAAUAAUCUACUAGACAACCUGAAACCAAAUGACCCUAAAGUAUACAACAUUGCCAAAAGUCAAACACACAAGCAAGCGGCCACAAAACCUCUUUUUAGUCCAUACGGUCUUGUUUUUGAUCAAGAAACCAAAUCUGAACUAUUUUCUAACUCACUUGAAACUCAAUUCACCUACCCAGUUAGUAACAUCAUGACUACUCAAAUAGUAAAGGAAAAACUAAAGAUACUUACCAAAUUCUACCCCCCAACAAUACAACCUAUUACUCCAAAUGAAGUCAGAUCCAUCAUAAAAACCCUUCCAAAGAAAAGGCACCAGACUCAGAUGGGAUACCCAACACAACCCUUCGACAUGCAUCCAACCGCACUAUUUUGCAUCUCACUUAAAUCUUUAACAGCUGAAUACGUCUAUACCACUUUCCUAGUGUAUGGAAACAUGAAAACGUGGUCAUGA
Macrosiphum euphorbiae (potato aphid) is the source of this 480-nucleotide messenger RNA. NCBI's taxonomy places the organism in Eukaryota, Metazoa, Arthropoda, Insecta, Hemiptera, Aphididae. The record is from the annotation of a GenBank genome assembly.